Anoplopoma fimbria (sablefish) is the source of this 1068-nucleotide messenger RNA. It is a transcript of the gene wnt7ab, whose product is annotated as protein Wnt-7a. The transcript has 4 exons. Gene Ontology annotation, molecular function: frizzled binding; cytokine activity. Lineage: Eukaryota; Metazoa; Chordata; Actinopteri; Perciformes; Anoplopomatidae. The coding region runs from base 16 to 1068 and encodes 350 amino acids. The record is from RefSeq and is a predicted model, not a curated record. Gene Ontology annotation, cellular component: extracellular region. Gene Ontology annotation, biological process: positive regulation of JNK cascade; multicellular organism development; canonical Wnt signaling pathway.
UCGUUGCAUGCCGCAAUGAGUCGGAGAACACGACGCUGGAUUUUAAGAGUUUUACUUUGUCUGGGAAUUGUUUAUUUGAAAAUUGGUGGCUUCUCGUCGGUGGUGGCCCUAGGUGCGAGCAUAAUCUGUAACAAGAUCCCCGGUUUGGCCCCCAGACAGCGGAUUAUCUGCCAGAGUCGCCCCGAUGCCAUCAUCGUCAUCGGAGAAGGAGCCCAAAUGGGCAUCAACGAGUGUCAGUUCCAGUUCAAAAACGGGCGCUGGAACUGCUCUGCGCUCGGAGAGAGGACUGUCUUCGGCAAAGAGUUGAAAGUGGGUAGCAAAGAGGCUGCGUUCACCUACGCCAUCAUCGCAGCGGGGGUGGCCCACGGCAUCACUGCGGCGUGCACACAGGGUAACCUGAGCGACUGUAGCUGUGAUAAGGAGAAGCAGGGCUUCUACAGUAAAGACCAAGGAUGGAAGUGGGGAGGCUGCUCGGCGGACAUCAGCUACGGCCUGGGCUUCUCCAAAGUGUUCAUCGACGCCCGGGAGGUCAAGCAGAACGCAAGGACGCUUAUGAACCUCCAUAAUAACGAGGUGGGACGCAAGGUCCUGGAGAAGAGCAUGCGCCUGGAAUGCAAGUGUCACGGUGUCUCGGGCUCCUGCACCACCAAAACCUGCUGGACUACACUUCCCAAGUUCCGCGAGCUCGGCUACAUUCUCAAGGAGAAGUAUGCCCACGCCGUGCACGUGGAGCCAAUCAAAGCCAGCCGCAACAAGCGCCCUAAAUUCCUCAAGAUCAAGAAGCCUUACUCGUACCGCAAGCCCAUGGACACGGACCUGGUGUACAUAGACAAGUCGCCCAACUACUGCGAGGCGGACCUGGUGACGGGCAGCUUGGGGACGCAGGGCAGGGUGUGCAACAAGACGAUGAUGCAGCACAUCAGCGGCUGCGACCUGAUGUGCUGCGGCCGCGGAUACAACACGCACCAGUACUCCCGCGUCUGGCAGUGCAACUGCAAGUUCCUGUGGUGCUGCUACGUCAAAUGCAACACCUGCAGCGAGAGGACAGAGGUGUACACAUGCAAAUGA